AGAGGAACAAGCGAAGCAAAACCGACCACGCACAGAAUGGUUGACAAGAAGAGUAUCUAUUACACCUACAAGUCCAUCGAAGCGUAUGACAAGUACGAUGAUGAUGUGAGGAAAAUCAUCCAAGAUGAUACCGACCAGGACAUCUGGAUCUGCAACCGAGCGCUGCCUCCGACCUGCUACCCUCCGCCGCUAAGUGAGGAGUGCAUCAAGAAGCUGAAAGAGCUAAGUCACGAUGUGGUCGUUCAUGAGAUUGAGGGUUAGUGGUUGAUGUGGAUGCCCUGUGUGUGAUUCACUUGCGAUAAUAUGACAAGUAGCAGCUGGUUACUCUCUGGCUUUAUCCGGCCACGUAAUAAGGUACCGGUAUAUUAUUGUGUUCUAAAGCCUAUUCGUAUCGUGACUUGGUAGAAGCUCAGAAUGUCUGUCUGACAUACUAUCACGAAGAGGUAGUCUUUCAUCUCAC
Messenger RNA from Aspergillus japonicus CBS 114.51, 460 nucleotides. RefSeq lists its product as uncharacterized. The transcript has 4 exons. Bases 37 to 261 code for a protein of 74 amino acids. Lineage: Eukaryota; Fungi; Ascomycota; Eurotiomycetes; Eurotiales; Aspergillaceae. The record is from RefSeq and is a predicted model, not a curated record.